Messenger RNA from Ceratotherium simum simum (southern white rhinoceros), 1908 nucleotides. Lineage: Eukaryota; Metazoa; Chordata; Mammalia; Perissodactyla; Rhinocerotidae. The record is from RefSeq and is a predicted model, not a curated record.
GCCACCCAGAGUUAGGCUUUUUUACCCCCAGAUCUCUUCCAAGAAACAAGAGUGCUAAUACCGGCAAGGCUCCAGGGUCCCAUGCAUAGGUGGGUAGGAACUCAUUUGCUGUUGAGAUGAGGCAGGUGUACCCUUUGUAGAAUGGCAAUCAACAAAAAUAAGAGAUUGAGAUGCUUUUGGAAGCAGAUCAAAAGGACUACCCUCUUCCUGAGAUCCAGGGAUCAUAGCUUCACGGCUUACUUUGAUGAUUAUACUGAAAAAUUCAUGAUGGGUGGCAACAGUACCAGCAAUGCUGAGACUGACUGCAAUGUCACUAAUGUGACAUUUCAGUACUCCCUCUAUGCAACCACCUACAUCCUCAUAUUCAUCCCUGGUCUUCUGGCCAACAGUGCAGCCUUGUGGGUUCUGUGCCGUUUCAUCAGCAAGAAAAAUAAAGCCAUCAUUUUCAUGAUCAACCUCUCUGUGGCUGACCUUGCUCACGUGCUGUCCUUACCCCUCCGGAUUUACUAUUACAUCAGCCACCAUUGGCCUUUCCAGAGGGCCCUUUGCCUGCUGUGCUUCUACCUGAAGUAUCUCAACAUGUAUGCCAGCAUUUGCUUCCUGACGUGCAUCAGCCUUCAGAGGUGCUUCUUUCUCCUCAAGCCCUUCAGGGCCAGAGAUUGGAAGCGUAGGUAUGAUGUAGGCAUCAGUGCUGCCAUCUGGGUCAUCGUGGGGACUGCCUGUUUGCCAUUUCCCAUCCUGAGAAGCACGGAUUUAGCCAACAACACUGAGUCCUGCUUUGCUGAUCUUGGUUACAAGCAAAUGAAUGCAGUGGCUUUGGUUGGGAUGAUUACAGUUGCUGAGCUGGCAGGAUUUGUGAUCCCAGUAGUCAUCAUCGCAUGGUGUACCUGGAAAACUACUAUAUCCUUGAGACAGCCACCAGUGGCUUUCCAAGGAAUCAGUGAGAGGCAGAAAGCACUGCGGAUGGUUUUCAUGUGUGCUGCAGUCUUCUUCAUCUGCUUCACUCCCUAUCAUAUUAACUUUAUUUUUUACACCAUGGUAAAGGAAACCAUCAUUAGCAGUUGUCCCAUUGUCCGAAGCACACUGUAUUUCCACCCUUUUUGUCUAUGCCUUGCAAGUCUCUGCUGCCUUUUGGAUCCAAUUCUCUAUUACUUCAUGGCUUCAGAGUUUCGUGACCAACUAUCCCGCCAUGGCAGUUCUGUGACCCGUUCCCGCCUCAUGAGCAGGGAGAGUGGUUCAUCAACGAUUGGCUAAAAAUAAAAUAACUCUUUAAUUGUGACUUUGUUUAAGUAUGUUCCCUGGCUUUUUCCAAAAGCCAGAAUGAUCAGCCAGACAAUUUCUUUAAUCGAACUUUGGAAACAACAGAAAUAUCUUCUUGUGUGAUAGUUGUGGUCACAGGAGUGUGAUGGUGGAGGCAGAGUGUGAAAAAUGUGGGAAAGGAAGGGAAGAUGGAAUUCACCUGUUUCUUCUUUGAAAUUCAAGGCACUUUCUUAUUUAAGAGACCUAGAUCAAGUUUUUAUGGAUGUUUUCAUCCAAGCUGAAAUGGGAUAUUUUAUCUUAAACAUUUCUCAGUAAAUAUGAUAUUGUUAAUAAGAUACAAUGAAUACAUGAAUCUUUUCUAGAAUGUAAAAUUAAAUCUCUUUCAUAUGAAGACAUUUAUUUGUGAAUGAGAGUAAAAAUCCCCAGUCUUUCUAAGAGAUAAAUGCACAGGCAAGGGGGAGUGAAGAUAGUGAAGCAAUGUGUGCAUAAAUAUCAAGACCACAAACUUAUUACUGAAUAAAGAGCAAGGGAAUUUGUUCAUUCACUGAAAAUGUAUAGGAUGUCUAUUUUAUUCUAGGUUGCCACUUUCUUAGGUUCUUUCACAUAUAGGAUCUCAUCUGGCCCUUCUAAUAAACUUGUGGAAAUUUC